Molecule: messenger RNA, 418 nt
Organism: Paraglomus occultum
Lineage: Eukaryota; Fungi; Glomeromycota; Glomeromycetes; Paraglomerales; Paraglomeraceae
Source: the annotation of a GenBank genome assembly
UUCGCCAAUCGGCAUACCGGCCAAACCAGAAAACUGCAUGUUCUUGCCCAUUCCAUGUGAUGUAAAAUACUUUGAUGCAGAGAGAAGUGGACUUAAUCUGCUUGCCUCUACGAUGAAUAAUCCAGACAGGACAACAUCGCUAAUUUCUGACAUGGAUAAUCUGGAAAAUGCAAUAGUUUCAGUGCAGGAAAUGUUAGAAAGAGUUAAUGAUUAUGUACAUAAAGUAAUAAACGGUGAAGUGGUUCCGAAUAAUACAAUCGGACGAUUCUUAAUGGAUACCAUUUCAGUUGUGCCAAAGAUUGAUAAAACGGAAUUUGAAAAGAUGUUUAAUGGUCAUCUACAAGACAUGCUAAUGGUCGUAUACUUGGCCAACAUUACUCGAACACAACUUGGCAUAGCAGAGAGACUUCAACUGCUU